This is a messenger RNA of Plasmopara halstedii, 165 nucleotides long. RefSeq lists its product as uncharacterized. The record is from RefSeq and is a predicted model, not a curated record. The coding region runs from base 1 to 165 and encodes 54 amino acids. The transcript is spliced from 2 exons. NCBI's taxonomy places the organism in Eukaryota, Oomycota, Peronosporomycetes, Peronosporales, Peronosporaceae.
AUGCCCUCCGAAUAUAUCGACUUAGUCUGUAAAGCGCAGACUCUGGUAUUUAAAAGCUAUGCAGAUUACGCACGAACAGAUUACAAUCAUGAACAGACUUUUCUUCUGCUAGAAAAGAGGCAACAAGCAUACAUCGCGCCCACAAUCAGUGAGUAUGAUGACUAA